UUGGCGGGCGGUUCAGAUGGCUAACGAUCAUUGGCUUUCUGCGUCAGGCACGUGACCAUCUCAGCAUCCGUAACAUGCGCUAUACUGUUUUAUCAAUGUUAAAGUAGCAUUUCUCGUGAUGUAUGGAUUUUAAGAUGGGAUAAUAUAUUUGAAGUUCAGGCAUGUCGACUUUGGUAGUGGAUCCGAGCAUAAAAGGAGGUAAAUCGUUUGUGAAUGAAGACGUUGGUUGUCGCAGGAUGGACACUUCCCUGCUGUUCCUGAGACAACAAAGCUUUGGUAUGGAUUCGGGGCGAUCGAACAGUGACGGUCACCCCUCGCCACCACAGAAGUCAAGGUUUGAAAGCGACAGGUCUGUUGAAUCUUAUAUGCCGUCAGAUGACGAUUUCGAGACGGACAGUAAAGACGAAAAUGACGAUAGCGUCUUUAUCGAGAACGAGAAUCAGCCAAAAACUAACUUUAUACUGCUGGAUAGAAUUCCGAAACCUGUGUUUAGAUCUUUGCCGAUUUCUAGUUCGUACACGGAUAACGAUGACGGUCCAUUAGAUUUAAGAAGUAAACUCUGUCGGAGACUAAGCGACUUUUCAACGGAUACAACCCUGUCUAGAAAGCCAGGUAACCGCCGAGUGUAUACUAACAGCCGUGAACGCUGGCGUCAACAAAACGUCAACACCGCGUUCAGCGACUUACGUCGUCUUUUGCCUACUCAUCCUCCAGACAAGAAACUGAGUAAGAGUGAAAUUCUUCGAUUUGCAAUACGCUACAUCCGGCUUCUGAGAAAGGUUGUCGAAUACCAGGAAAAUAAUAGCGUCACUGAGGAUGCCGAAAAUGGAAGUAAUCAGAGAUGGACAAAGGGUGACCAAGUAGAAAUUCGCACCGAAUGUAGCGAACACGGCAGAAUAACGUCAAACACGUCCUUAGCGUCCGACGUCUCUUCAUCACCAGAAUAUUACCGCGACAGUUAUUGUGAGGAGGAUUAAGGUGGUCAGUGCAAUAUUGAUUAAACAUUAUGCUUUUUAAUCCAUAUACAGUUUUAUGUUUCUGCUUUGUACAUGUAUAGGUUGCAUUUGUUACUAAUAUAGUUAUUGCGUCGCACGAUUAUGAUUGAAUAUGGUCGAAUAUGACAUUGUUGUUAUUCUGGAUAUAUACAUAUAUAAUUGAACACAAAGGAGAUACCGAAUAUACGUGUUAUACUAGUAGUUGUAUGUCAAUGUACUUUUUACUUUUGAAGAAAUCAUUUGUAUGUUUCUAAGGCAACACCCAUUUAAGGUCUCCUUCGACGGAUUUCGACCGGCGGCGAGGGAAAUAAUUAUGAUAAUCAUUUUUUCUAUUUAUUUUAAACUACAAAAUAGAUGUUUAGUGUAUGCACUUAUUUGUGGAUCAUGAGUUACUGUAGUGUUAAUGCGGCCUUAUGUUAUACACGGUAUUCCAUAGAACCGACUUGGUCGCUGAAUAUAUUAUUGGUACAAAUUGACUUAAAUGAUUGUUUAUGAACGUGUAAUUGACAACUUUGUGAGUUGCGACUAUAUUAACCAGCGCCCACCCGACAUUCGAUAUUUAUAUACAAUUCUUAUCUCAUUGGUCAACCUUUUGUUUCAUCCAAAAUUGAAUGCCUCUUUUGGGCUGCGCUCUCGCUUAGGGCUGUGUCCUAAAUUCGGGAUGUUCUAUUUUAUGUUGAACACUAAAUAUAUACACUAUUUGUGUACACUUAAAACUGCUCAACAAAAAUACACGUUCGAGGGGUCACUUAAAAAGUUAAAAUGAAAACAUGUUCUUUGCAUUUUCUGAAGAAGAAACAAAUCGGUAAAUCCAACGACCAUACUGUCAAUUUGGUGAUUCUUAAUGAUUAUAUUACUAGAUUAUGUGUAUAACGAAGAAAACUGCUAAAGUUUUAAAAGUUAGGAAUAAUCUGCUUCACUGUCGAAAAAGAACAGGUUAAAUGUCAGGGUUCAAUGUCAAACUUACAAUUAAGAUUAAAAUGGUCCGUGUAUAUUUAUAUGUGUGCAAUAUUUUAUAUUUUACAGCCAUGUUUGUUUUGAACGAUGUAUUAUUUGUUGUAAAACAAAUAAAGAGUUUGAACGUA
Messenger RNA from Mya arenaria, 2080 nucleotides. RefSeq lists its product as uncharacterized. Gene Ontology annotation, biological process: regulation of transcription by RNA polymerase II. The transcript is spliced from 2 exons. Lineage: Eukaryota; Metazoa; Mollusca; Bivalvia; Myida; Myidae. The coding region runs from base 162 to 977 and encodes 271 amino acids. The record is from RefSeq and is a predicted model, not a curated record. Gene Ontology annotation, molecular function: RNA polymerase II cis-regulatory region sequence-specific DNA binding; protein dimerization activity; DNA-binding transcription factor activity, RNA polymerase II-specific.